AUGUCUCAAUUCAGAGCCAAACGCCUCGAUCUCGGCUGCUUCAUCAAUGCCCGCGUAAUCCGCGACCACACCAAGCGAAAGGUUUUUGAGCAGUUUGAGCCUGAGAGACAAGCUCUCCGCUACGCAAUCCGAAACACCUCUCUCCCUCAACGUGUGCGCGCCCAGGCCCAGCUCCAACUCGCGCAGAUGCACGCCUAUACUCGCUCGACACAGAUUAAGAAUCGGUGCGUUGCUGGUGGUAUUGCGAGGGGUGUUUUCAGAGACUUCAGACUUGGACGAUAUCAAUUCCGUCAACAGGCGCUGGCGGGUGAGUUGCCGGGUGUUAAGAAGGCGUCGUGGUAG
Talaromyces marneffei is the source of this 342-nucleotide messenger RNA. RefSeq lists its product as uncharacterized. The record is from RefSeq and is a predicted model, not a curated record. Gene Ontology annotation, cellular component: ribosome; mitochondrial small ribosomal subunit. The transcript has 3 exons. Bases 1 to 342 code for a protein of 113 amino acids. Gene Ontology annotation, molecular function: structural constituent of ribosome. NCBI's taxonomy places the organism in Eukaryota, Fungi, Ascomycota, Eurotiomycetes, Eurotiales, Trichocomaceae. Gene Ontology annotation, biological process: translation.